GGGGAUCCUCACCUCUUCCCACUCUCCGCUUACUCACUGGGCUCCAACCACCGUCCUCCUUGCUUGUUCCCCUCACGGGACCUCGGCCAGACCUGUUCUGUCCCUGUGGAACACUCUUCCCCCAGAACUGCCCCCGGCUGGCUCUCCUUGCUCCCUGAAAUAGCUCCACUGAGUUUUCUACUCAGUGUUGCCUCCCACCCCGAGCUGCUCCCUGUUCGUAAAUGGUUCCAUGUCACUCGCAGCACUUAACCUUUUUUGGAAACUAUCUCUUAACGGUUUGCUUGCUUCCUGUCUGUCCCCUCACCCGAAUGUGAGUCCCCUAGAGGCAGAGGUCGUCCUCCUUGUGCACCUUCUACCUGCACAACGUAGGCCACUGGCCGCCAAAGCUUUGACUGGGACCCACUGUAAGUUUGGGAGACACGCCGAAGACCAGGACUCCCAGGCUCCAUGCAGAGAGAAGCUUCGAGUGCAUUCAUUCUUUCCAGGCAUCACUGCAAACCCAUCCACAGAUGAGGACCAGAGGCUCAGGGAAAGUGUCCAGUCUGCGUUCACAGCAGGCCGGAGCAGCGCCGGCGCUGACCGCGGAGGAGAGGAGGACGACACGCGGAGGACGCCGGGCUCGGGACGAAUCUGGAUGGCGCGCCAAGAUCCGGGAGGACCCCCACCUGCCUCCCCCGCCGUGGGGUGUCACCGCGCAGGGCCGUGGUCCCAGGCUGCGGGCGUCGAGGAGCCGCCGCUGCCCGCCGUGGUCCUUACCAUCCUGGCCCGCAAUGCCGAGCACUCACUGCCCCACUACCUGGGCGCGCUGGAGCGGCUGGACUACCCCCGGGCCAGGCUGGCCCUCUGGUGUGCCACGGACCACAACACGGACAACAGCACGCAGAUGCUGCAGGAGUGGCUGGCCGCUGUGGGUGACGACUAUGCCACUGUGGUCUGGAGGCCCGAGGGGGAGCCCAGGUCCUACCCAGAUGAAGAGGGUCCCAAGCACUGGACCAAAGAAAGGCACCAGUUUCUGAUGGAAUUGAAACAGGAAGCCCUGACCUUUGCCAGGGACUGGGGGGCUGACUACAUCCUGUUUGCAGAUACAGACAACAUUCUGACCAACAACCAGACGCUGAGGCUUCUGAUAGAGCAGGGGCUGCCCGUCGUGGCCCCGAUGCUGGACUCCCAGACCUACUACUCCAAUUUCUGGUGCGGGAUCACGCCCCAGGGCUAUUACCGUCGCACGGCCGACUACUUCCCCACCAAGAACCGCCAGCGCCGGGGCUGCUUCCGGGUCCCUAUGGUCCAUUCUACCUUCCUGGUGUCCUUGCGGGCCGAGGGGGCAGCCCAGCUCGCCUUCUACCCUCCUCAUCCCAACUACACCUGGCCCUUCGACGAUAUCAUUGUCUUCGCCUAUGCCUGCCAGGCCGCUGGGGUCACGGUCCACGUGUGCAAUGAGCACCGUUAUGGGUACAUGAACGUGCCCGUGAAAUCCCACCAGGGGCUGGAGGACGAGAAGGUCAACUUCAUCCACCUAAUCCUGGAAGCGCUGGUGGACGGGCCCCCCAUGCGGGCCUCAGUGCACGUGUCCCGGCCCCCAAAGAGACCCAGCAAGAUGGGGUUUGAUGAGGUGUUUGUCAUCAGCCUGGCCCGCCGGCCCGACCGCCGAGAGCGCAUGCUAAGCUCGCUCUGGGAGAUGGAGAUUUCUGGGCGGGUGGUGGAAGCUGUGGACGGCCGGACACUCAACAGCAGUAUCAUGAGGAGCCUCGGCGUGGACCUGCUGCCCGGCUACCAGGACCCCUACUCGGGCCGCACACUGACCAAGGGCGAGGUGGGCUGCUUCCUCAGCCACUACUCCAUCUGGGAGGAGGUGGCGGCCAGGGGUCUGGCCCAGGUCCUGGUGUUUGAGGACGACGUGCGUUUUGAGAGCAACUUCCGGGGGCGACUGGAGCGGCUGAUGGAGGAGGUGGAGGCAGAGAAGCUGCCGUGGGACCUAAUCUACCUGGGUCGGAAGCAGGUGAACCCCGAGGAGGAGGCCGCUGUGGAGAGGCUGCCGCAUCUGGUGGUGGCAGGGUACUCCUACUGGACCCUGGCCUAUGUCUUGAGCCUGGCGGGAGCUCGCAAGCUGCUGGCCUCCCAGCCCCUGUGCCGAAUGCUGCCUGUGGACGAGUUCCUGCCCAUCAUGUUUGACCGGCACCCCAACGAGCAGUACAAGGCGCACUUCUGGCCGCGGGACCUGCGCGCCUUCUCCGCCCGGCCGUUGCUCGCUGCCCCCACGCACUACGCAGGGGACGCUGAGUGGCUCAGCGACACGGAGACAUCCUCGCCCUGGGACGAUGACAGCGGCCGCAUCAUCAGCUGGAGCGGCUCUCACAAGACCCUGCGUGGCCCCCGCCUGGACCUAGCUGGCAGCAGUGGGCACAGCCUCCCCCCACCACCCCACCCCCGGGAUGAGCUCUAGGGCCAGGCAGUGACUCCAGAGAACCACCCGGGAGCAGGCUGCUGCUGGCCAGGGAGCAGAGUUGGAAAUAGCUUCAGGAGUCGUCACCAGGAGCCACAGACCCCACAGAGACCCGACUAUCACCUUAGGCAUGGCCACUUUGUCUUCUGGCUCCCUCUUGCAUUGGGAGAAACCACUCCAAGAUGGGCCCCUUCUCUGAAGGUCAUGGAGAGAAAAGGCAGGGCUCACAGGCCCUCUCACCCUGCCUGGUCUGACUCAGGGCCUGGUGUGGAGAGAAGGAGGGGGGCUCCCCAGCCUUCGGCUUCAAGCUGGACAGAUGCCGGGAGCCCUGCCCUCU
Molecule: messenger RNA, 2780 nt
Organism: Lutra lutra (Eurasian river otter)
Lineage: Eukaryota; Metazoa; Chordata; Mammalia; Carnivora; Mustelidae
Gene: CERCAM
Product: cerebral endothelial cell adhesion molecule
Exons: 17
Coding region: 230-2443 (737 amino acids)
Source: RefSeq, a predicted model, not a curated record